This is a messenger RNA of Ophidiomyces ophidiicola, 2193 nucleotides long. RefSeq lists its product as uncharacterized. The record is from RefSeq and is a predicted model, not a curated record. The coding region runs from base 1 to 2193 and encodes 730 amino acids. Gene Ontology annotation, biological process: iron-sulfur cluster assembly. The transcript is spliced from 5 exons. NCBI's taxonomy places the organism in Eukaryota, Fungi, Ascomycota, Eurotiomycetes, Onygenales, Onygenaceae. Gene Ontology annotation, cellular component: L-cysteine desulfurase complex; mitochondrion.
AUGUCUGUCGCCAGCUUAACCCGCGAUUCCGCUUUCCAAGCCCGUUCACUUUUUCGAUCAUUACUACGCCAAUCUAAACAGUUUUCAAAUUACAACUUUCGGGAGUACGCGCUCAGAAGGACGCGGGAUGCUUUCAGGCAACACCGGCACGAAACGGAGGAACGCAAAAUUCAAGAGCUCCUCCAAAAGGGAAUACAUGAUUUGCGAAUGAUGAAGGUCAGCCAAAAUUCACGGAUCGUUUCCGCUCAGACCCAUUGCAGCAAAGUUUUAGUUGGGAUGGCUACAUUCGAUUUUAGGUGGGAUGCUGACAUUUUUCUUUCAGAGGCAAACAAUUAUCAGCCAGUUCUACCAGUUGGACAGGCUAGUCGUGGAGGGACAAGAAUCGGUAUGGUAGAUGCCCUACGGGGAAAGAAACCGGGUCUGAAGGAGGAAUCGUGCGCCAAAAAGAUUCAGCCUCAAGUUGACACAUUUCGAUCGUCGCGCACCCGCUCACAAGGCCUUUCAGAAAGUGCGCACAGCAGAGUUCGGCCUGGCCAGGUUGAUCAUGAUGUUUUUGAGGGUUUGCCUGUCCGGCGCUGGUCACGCCAGCCAGCAAUCUUCUCCCAGGCCCCCAAGGCAGAAGAGCCUGAUAUAACGAGUACGAGUGCGCCUUCUAUACCGGAACUGCCAAUGCCCAAAGAUAGCCAUCUUUUGGCACCCUUGAGCCGCGCACUACUACGUGCAGCACGUGCAGGGUGCACAUAUAUCAAGCCCGCUCCGAAAGACAUAGGUAGUGGAGAGAAAGAAAACAAAGCGGAAGAGUCAGCUACCCAGCCGACUGUGAGUCGCGAGCGAGCGUUUACCACGGUGAGAUGGUCCGCUAUUCCACGGAAUCAAGAACCACCAGAGAUGGAGUUCUUAGCAAAGAGAAAACAUGGGCUGCGCUCUUUGUAUGGUGGUGUUUUACCAUCUGAUUCCAAUUCGGCGGCUGUGAUCGCACAGACCACGAACGAGGCCCCAAGGAGAAAAAUAAAAUUCAAGACGAUCGACGCUGUCUCCGGGACCAUAUCUAUAUAUGAAGCUUGGGUUUUAGAGGGCUAUAAGGUCGAAGGAGAAAUUGCAAGCGAAGCCGAAGUCACUGCUGAGCACCCCGAUGCGACUGUCGUUACUAUUUCUCCCACGCCAGGGACCAUAGUGGACGGCGUUGGAGUGGCCGAUCAAGAUGGAGUUAUUGUUGCAGAGCCUGAAGGUAGCAUGGUGACGGCUAUCAGACGCAGAAACCCCCCUCCCAAGCGAAAGGCUAAGGGAAUAGGUAGAGGAAGGAAGAAGAAGGUCAUGUUUUUAAAUGGUGAUAUCGCUUCAUCGCAGAUGCCAAAUGGCGACCCCUCAGUAGGUGAUGCACCACAGAAUUCGGCACCUACGCAGGGCACCGAUCAGGGGGUAAAGGAUGCAGGUGGUGAUGAGGAAGAAGAGGAGGAGGAAGAGGAGGAUGGUGACGGGAGUGAUGAAGAAUCUGGUGAUGAUUCCAAAUCCCAAAAGAAAACAGAAUCGCCCACAAUGUCCGUGAUCACCAACCACCAGGAAACACCAUCUGAUUUGCAGCCGGUGCUACAACAAGAAACCGUUCCUGAACAUCCGCCUCGUGACAAGUCAAGCUCACCAGACCUUCCUCUUGUCCAAGCGAUGGCCGACCGCACUACAACAGUAACAAGCGAUAAGGACCAGGAUCCACAUCCCCAAGAAACCUGUCAAGAAGAAGAAUCUCAACCAAUACCGAUAUCAGAUACGGCUGUUGUUGCACAACCAACUCUAAGUGAAGAUCAGAAUCCCAUACCAGUAACUGAGAAUCCCCUCUCACCUCCACCUGACACAGCAGUAUCUCCAAUUGGUAACAUUGAAAAACCUUCUCUUGAACCACCAGAUACCAAUCUUCCCCCUACAUCAUCCCCUCCCACUCCAGAAGCACCGGGGAGGCCGGAAGAAACACCACCCGCAGCCGAUGUCACAAUGACAGCACCACAGACAUCACUUUCUUCGCCAACACCGCAGACCGAGCCUAUUCAUUUCGAAGACGGAGAAGUCGACCUUUUAGGAAGCCUGGAAGCUAGUUUAGACCACCCCACGUCCACAGAAGCAGAGGUGAAGGAAACACAGCCAGCUCAAGAAUCGGAUAUAGCCAAACAAGAUAGUGGAGACGUAAAUAUGACUGGUUGA